AUGCAAGGUAGAGGUGACAGGCCGCAACCUGAGACACGCAUCCCCGACCAUGCCGAGGACGAAGGUGUGGAUGAAUCGGAUGAAUCGACUAUCUCGGAGCUGAAUUGCAUGCUACGGCCGGUUUGGCAAAAAACAUUGGACUGCGAUCUGAAGAGCGCAUGUCAAAUGAACGUAUUCCAUGCCCGAAUCUACACGAUGCGACCAGGAACCGGACAGCGAAUCUAUCUGGGUGAAACACAUACGACAACUGAAAGUCAUGAUUCAGCGGAAUACAACUCUGGGACAACAUCGAAAAGUAACCAGUUUCCGGAAGUCACGGAAUUUGAUGUUACUCAUCUCCUACCCGUAUGGGCACUGGUCGUACGACCGGUUCAUGAGGCGGGUGCUAGAGGAGGAGGUGGUGGUUCGAAUAGUCAAAUUCCUGCAGCCUACAUUCACUACGAUGGAUACACUGGGCGUCCACAUCUUGUUGGCCGUUGGCCCGGACGGGUGAUGCUUGGCCUGGUUGCCACACUUGAUGAUUCUCAACCCCUAGCUAGCACUUAUGUGGAUAUUGGCGGUCGAGGCCAGAAUGAAAAUCGGGGCAGCAGUGAAGAUGGCGUGAUCAUGGAAGAGACUGUUAGCGUUGUCGCUAUUCGUGCCGAAUGCGUGGUGAGUGAAUACAAUGUAUUCUCUUCUUUAGUAGGGCAAAUCCCAAGUCGAAUUAUUCAUCCGAUUCUAUCUGAUUGA
This is a messenger RNA of Echinostoma caproni, 729 nucleotides long. NCBI's taxonomy places the organism in Eukaryota, Metazoa, Platyhelminthes, Trematoda, Plagiorchiida, Echinostomatidae. The record is from the annotation of a GenBank genome assembly.